Neurospora tetraspora is the source of this 1035-nucleotide messenger RNA. RefSeq lists its product as uncharacterized. The record is from RefSeq and is a predicted model, not a curated record. Lineage: Eukaryota; Fungi; Ascomycota; Sordariomycetes; Sordariales; Sordariaceae. The transcript has a single exon. The coding region runs from base 233 to 850 and encodes 205 amino acids.
CCUUCUACUCCAAUCCCCAAUCCCCCCUUCUUCCCCUCACUCCGGCUCGUCCGUUCUCAGCAGCGGUGAUGCUAAUUUCCAGUCCAAUUUUAGGACAUUGGGUGAACUGAAUGCCCAGCUGGCGCGACGCCUGUGUCGUUCCGAUACUGUCUCCUUUGCCCAUCGCAUCGCAAGCCAAGCCCCUUAUCGGCUUCAACCAAGACCGAACCAGGCAACGGCUCGUGUUUGAGAUAUGGCUGCGCCCGCGCCGCUCCGGUGCCUUUUUUCUAACACCGAGAGAACUGUCGCGCAACCUACCGGAUCACAUCUUGGUCGCAUACGAGGUGUGCUCUGCGCUCUGUACGGUGAGUGGUCGCCUUCCACAUUCCUCCAAGGACCCCGCCCCCUUUCUUCUGUCAUUCAACAACUCGGAACGAGCUGGACUCCCGUCUUUCUGGAGAACGCGGAACAGGGAACAGGGAGUGUGGGCCCACCAGCACGGGACGGGACCUGCGUUUGGAACUUCCGAAACUUGACACCCCGACAGUCCAGCCAACGAACGGGGAGACAUUUGAUGAGAUUCCAAUCGGAGGCAGCACGUCGACCCGAGACCCGUGACCCGUGUGUUCUCCACCUCUUCGUCCGCGACAGAUUUGCCAAGACUGCCUGCCGCCCGCUCUGCCAGCCGGUUGCCACUGGCAGGCAAGAACUCGGAGUCCGUAUGGUCCCACAUUUCUCCGAAUCAAGGAGGUCCGAGCUCCAAGCCAAGCUGAGGUUCCCGAGUCCCCCAAUUAAUAGGUUCUCAUCAGUGCAUCUCAUCAGUCAUCAAUCAUCCGUCAUUGUCAUCCAGCCAGCUCUCCGUCCGGCGUGACGCCCGCCAAGUUUGGGAUUCAGUGUGUGUUGUGUCGAAUGAUGCGGGCGUCCUGCGACAUCACAUCUUUCGUCAUCAUCGUGAUCCGAAAUGCAAAAGAAACGGGAUCCAAAAAGCUGAAGGGUGCAACAUCUCUCGGGAGCCGCCCUCAGUCGUCGGCCCGGCCCUUUCCCCUACUUAGAAAA